Messenger RNA from Zea mays, 9637 nucleotides. RefSeq names its product pentatricopeptide repeat-containing protein At3g26540. Lineage: Eukaryota; Viridiplantae; Streptophyta; Magnoliopsida; Poales; Poaceae. The record is from RefSeq and is a predicted model, not a curated record. The coding region runs from base 112 to 2247 and encodes 711 amino acids. Gene Ontology annotation, biological process: RNA modification. The transcript is spliced from 4 exons. Gene Ontology annotation, molecular function: RNA binding; protein binding.
GAGGGAAGUGACGUACCUGUUUUUUUUUCUCCUCUUGCGAGCCACCUGUCCUCUCGUCGUCGCCCCUCCUGUGGCAGCACCCAUCCUUUUGGUUCGCCGCCAAGCGCCAACAUGGUGGCCGCGUCCACCGCCGUCUCAACGGUGUCCGCGAUCUCCACUCACAUUGCCGCCGGGCACCUCUUCGCGGCCAUCGACGCCCUGCCCUCGUGCUCCGCCUCCUUGCUCCCGCCCUCUCUUUACGCCUCGCUCCUCCGCUUGGCAACCUCCCGCCGCUCCCUCGCCGCCGCCCGCCGGAUCGCCUCCCACCUGGCCUCCUCUUCGUCAGCUUCCCCUUCCACCUCGGUCUCGUUCACUCCAACAUUCCUGUUCAACCGCGCCAUCGAGUGCCUCGCUGCCUGCGGCAGUCUUGCCGACGCGCGGGAGAUGUUCGACGCAAUGCCACGCCGGGACGGCGGUUCCUGGAACGCCAUCAUCUCGGCCUCGUCCCGCGCCGGGCACCCUGCAGAGGCGUUCUCCCUCUUCGCUGACAUGAACUCUCUUGGCAUUCGCCCCAAGGAUGUCACGCUGGCAUCAGUGCUUGCCUGCUGUGCUGAGUGCCUUGACCUGCGUGGUGCACAGCAGCUACAUGGUCUUAUCGCAAAGAGGGACUUUCAGUCCAAUGUGAUUCUAGGCACGGCACUGGUCGACGUGUACGGGAAGUGCCUCUCGCUUACGGAUGUAAGGCGAGCAUUUGAUGACAUCCUGCAACCCAAUGACGUUUCAUGGAACAUAAUCAUCCGGAGAUAUCGUCUUGCUGGUAUGGGCGACAUGGCACUUCAUAUGUUUUUCAUGAUGGUACGGGCUGGCGUUAGGCCGCUGGUAUAUACUGUCGCACAUGCAAUGCUUGCUUGCCGGGAUAACUGUGCACUUAAAGAAGGGAAGUGCAUACAUAGUUUUGUGCUCCGCCGAGGAUAUGACCACCACAUACAUGCGCGGAGCUCUGUUGUAGACAUGUAUGCUAAGUGUGGCGACAUUGAUGCAGCACAAAGGCUCUUCAACUUGGCACCAAAGAAGGAUGUGGUGAUGUCCACUUCAGUUGUGUCAGGGUUGGCUGCUUGUGGGAGGAUCGCUGAUGCAAAAAUGGUGUUUGAUGGCAUGGAACAACACAAUUUGGUAUCCUGGAAUGCUAUGUUGACCGGUUAUGUCAAGUCCAUGGAUCUGACUGGUGCUUUAGAUUUGUUCCAGCAGAUGAGGCACGAGACAAAGGAGCUUGAUGUAGUUACACUUGCUUCUGUACUCAAUGCUUGUACAGGCCUGCUUGACCUUGGGAAAGGUGAGGAGCUCCAUGCACUCGCUCUCAAGUGUGGUUUGUUCAGUUGCCCCUUUUUUAGGAACGCACUUGUGAGGUUGUAUUCCAAAUGUGGAUGCCUGAGGACUGCAAAACGUCUUCUUCUAUUUGAAAUGGGAUCAGAGAGAGAUAGAUACGCCUGGAACUCAAUCAUCUCAGGUUACGAACGCCACUCCAUGAGUGAAGACGCUCUGCAUGCCCUACGUGAGAUGCAAUCCGAGGCAAAACCUAGCCAGUCAACGUUCAGCUCUGCCCUUGCAGCCUGUGCGAACAUAUUUCUACUUAAGCAUGGGAAGCAGAUUCAUGCAUACAUGAUCAGAAACAGGUAUGAUAUUGACGAUAUACUGCGAAGUGCACUGGUUGAUAUGUAUUCCAAGUGUAGGCUGUUUGAUUAUUCCACCCGGAUCUUUGAGUUAGGAUCAUCUGAUGAUGUCAUCCUGUGGAAUUCUAUGAUCUUUGCAUGCGCUUACCAUAGUAAAGGUGACUAUGGGCUUGGAUUGUUGGAUGAAAUGCGGAAGCAGGGGGUUAGACCAGACUCUGUCACUUUUCUUGGUGCUCUGGUUUCAUGUAUCUGUGAGGGCCAUGUCGGGUUGGGAAGGAGUUAUUUCACUCUGAUGAUUGAUGAGUAUAGCAUCGUUCCACGAAUCGAACACUAUGAAUGCAUGAUCGAGCUGUUGGGAAAGCAUGGAUACAUGGUUGAGCUAGAGGAUUUCGUGGACCACAUGCCCUUUGAGCCAACAACCGCGAUGUGGCUCAGGAUCUUUGACUGCUGCAGGGAAUAUGGGAACAGAAAAUUAGGGCAGAGGGCUGCACAGCGUAUCAAUGAUAGCAAACCCCUGACUCCCGUUAUAUUUGUUGAGUCCGCUCCGGUCUACGAAUGCAGUGACUGUGACGAUGCAGAGCCCAUGUCAUUCUGCUGAGGUGGACAAAACUGGUGACGAUUGAGAUUCUUGCUGAACUGUGAGGGGUUUUAGGUGACUGAGAAGCUUAAUGUGCUGUCUGAGAUGUCACAAACUUGAAUUUGAUCUUUUAGCUGCCUAUGAACGGGUAGAAUCAGCACUUAUGAUACCCUGCUAAGACAAUAAUUUAGGCUGAACAAAGCUCAUGUGCUGAUGGACCGUUCAUAAUCGUACCUGCUAAACUUUAUGCUCCUUUUAUGUGUUCUGAGAACUAGCCGUUCUGAUUUUAUUUUGGGAGUGUUAACAAGUACCUUGAAGCUAACAGAAAAUUUCUGUUGGAGUGAGGUUUAGGAUGAGAUUUGAAGGCGAUGAGGCUCCUGAAAGAAGGUUUAGUGAACAAUUAUUUAUUAUUGGCAUCGAGAGUUUGCUGGCCAUGUCAGAAUCUCUGUGGGCAGAUUCUGACUGGAGAUCUCUAAAGGUUCAAUGGGAUGAACCUUCAUCCAUUCUUCGUCUAGAUAGAAUCUCACCAUGGGAAGUGGAGCCAUUGGAUGCAGCUAAUCCACACUCCCUUCAACCUCCAUUAAAAACUAAGCGUUCACGACCCCCAGCUUCACCAUGUAUGGUUUCAGGACUGCCUUCAAGUUUUGCAAGAUGGACGACGUGGAAGCAGCAGGGUCGAUAACGACGUUGACAACAGGAUCGAUGAGAAGAUCGUGAGCAGUCGCGUGAGGACGUUUCUCAAAAACCUUAUUCGCCCUCUCCCGGUGCAGGAUCUCGAAGUCGACGGGUUUCGGAGACUUGCUCUCUCGAUCGUAGAUGCACGUUGACGGUCGGGAUGAAGAGAACUGUAACACCCCAUCCAAUACCUGGACCGGUGGUACUUACUCUUGGCAGCUCUCUAGGAUCAUAUAUCGUCCCCACAGACCAACCCAGGUCUUUUGUGCGCACUUUGUCCUCACUCAUGCACACCCGAGAAAACUUUCCGGUCGGUCACCCAUCCCAAAUUGCUCCUAGCCAAGCACACUUAACUUGGAGGUUUUUUCGAGACAGGUUUCCGGAAAAGAAGAUGCACCUUGUUCGUAUGGAUACUCUAUUAAUUCUAUUAAGCCUUGGGCCAGGACAUCAUCAUUCCAGAGAUCAGGAUAUCACAAGAACUACGAUGGCGACGCAGCUGUGAGCAGAAGCAAAAAACCUAACUUGUGUUCGGAUAGGUUUGAUGCUAGCUGUAAGGCGCCUUAUAUAGGGCCGUGACCGCGAACCAAUAAUCACCCGCGAUCCGAUCUGCACGUUAUCCACGAACCGAUAGACUCGCGCUCCGAUAAUGGCUCAGAUCGUUAUUGUGAUUGGAUAGGGCUCUAGAUUUAACAGCCAAUCAACCAAAAAAUAAAACGACAAAAGGAUGUCGUACCCCCGCAAGGCGAGGGGCCGGAUUUUGGCGGACCAUUCACGCACAUGUCGUGCGCCCACGCCCCGACCAGGUGAGCGUGUGCGUGUGGUUCUGCACACUCUCUCCCUUCAUCCAUGAUUUGGUGAAUGAGUGUAACCUCCAUAUUUAAACUAGUUUCACUCCACUUGGACUAGUAAUAUCUGACUAUUUGUUCCACCAUUUCCUAGCCAAAUCCGUACACGGGCUUUUAAGAUUUUCUAGGAUUUAAUCGAAUUUCACAAUUGGGCCUAGGCCAUAAAUCCAACAAUCCCCCACCAGAUCUCAAAUGCUCAUCUGCAGUUUUGCCACUGUUCACUACUGUUUAAUAUACUAGUGUUUCAGUAGAGACUGUUAAAUUGAACUUAUGCCUAGAACUCCAAGCUACAUCAACCCACAACUUGGACAAUGGACUAUGCCUUGAAUUGCAAGUUUUGUGUGAAUGAGUUUCACUCAAAGCCAUAACUAGUACCUGGCUACUAGUAGUCCCCUUCUCGGGUGGAGCAUAUACAUCGUACUCCAAUGUCUCUUCAUGAGUUUACUAGAGAUCACCAAGAUCUCAUAAAAUGCGACGUUAGACAGUCUAACUCAUAUAGGUGUGUUCUUUCAAGAAUUUAUGCAGGACAUCUUUGCUAGUAAAAACCAACAGAAACACAUUAAGGCACAAAGGCAACUUGCCUUACAACAUUUGAGAGUAUUGCAUCUUUACUUAGAGAGGGUCAAAAGUUACUCUCCUCAGUUCACCAAUGGUUUGUUCUUCCUAGGACCUAAUUAACUGUAUCUCCGAUCACAUAGACUGGGUUUUCACCAUGGCAACUUAUACGGGUCUCAUACUCAUCUCCCUCGAUGCGAUUUCUAUCACAUUACGUGGCAUUCCCUUUGUAAAAGGAUCUGCCAGAUUUUUAUCUGUUGAAAUAUAAGUCACACUUAUAACUCCAGAGUUUCUCAACUUUCUGACAGACUUCAAUCGCCUUUUAACAUGUCUUGAUGACUUUUCAUUUUCCUUAGAACUUGUCACUUUACCAAUCACAGUCUGAUUGUCACAGUUCAUAAGAAUAGCUGGUAUUGGUUUCUCAACCAGUGGCAAAUCCAUCAAGAGUUCACGCUACCAUUUUGCCUCAAUGGUUGUUAAGUGCAGUGAGCUCGACUUCCAUGGUUGAUCUCGUCAUGAUAGUCUGCUUGCAUGACCUCCAUGAUACCGCUCCUCCACCAAUAGUAAAGACAUAACCAUUGGUGGCAUUAAGCUCAUCUGCAUCAGAUAUUUAGUUUGAAUCACUAUAUACUUCAAGCACUGCAAGAAUAGUGGAUCCCAUAGCUCAUUGUACCGUGCAAGUAGCGCAUGAUCCGCUCAAGUGCAUGCCAAUGAUCAGUCCUGGGGUUUGACAUAAACCUGCUCAAUUUGCUCACAACAAAUGAAAUAUCGGGCUUUGUUGCACUAGCAAGAUAUAUGGGUGAACCGAUGAUCCGAGAAUAUCUCAAUUGGUCUAAACCAAUUCUCUUGUUUUUUCGCAGUGUCACACUGGGAUCAUAAGGUGUUGAAGAAGGUUUGCAAUUAGAGAAGCCAAAUCACUUUAAAACCUUUUCAACAUAGUGAGAUUGCACGAGAGUAAUCCCACCAUUUGCCUUAAUCAACUUGAUGUUUAGAAUCACAUCAACUUCUCUCAGAUCUUUGAUAUCAAAAUCUUUGAUAGAAAAUACUUGACUUCAUUAAUCACAUCAAUGUUUGUGCCAGAUAUCAAUAUACCAUCAACAUAUAGGCACAAUAUAACUCCUUCGCCCCCACCAUAGCGAUAAUACACACACUUGUCUGCCUCAUUAAUGGUAAAGCCUGCAGAUGUUAGAGUUGUGUCAAACUUCUCAUGCCACUGCAUUGGUCCUCGCUUCAGACCAUACAAAGAUUUCAAUAAUUCGCACACCUUGCUUUCUUGACCCUUUACUACAAAUCCAUCAGAUUGUUCCAUAUAAAUUUCCUCGUCUUCACAUCCAUCUGAUGGACAAAAAGACCAUAUGAGGCAGCCAAGGAGAGUAGUACUCGAAUAGUAGUCAUUCUAGCAACAGGUGAGUAAGUAUCACAUAAGUCUUCUUCUUUCUGAGUAUAGCAUUUAGCCAAAGCCUAGCCUUGUACUUCUCGAUUGUACCAUCAGGCUUGAGCUUCUUUUUAAACACCCACUUACAACCCACAUGUUUACAACCACGGGUCGAUCAGUGACCUCCCACGUACCAUUUGAAAGAAUUGAGUCCAUCUCAUUCUGAACUGCUUCUUUCCAAUCAUCUGCAUCUAGAGAUGCAAAUGCUUCCGUAAUUGUAGUAGGAGUGUCGUCCACAAGGUACACAAUGAAAUCAUCACCAAAUGAUUUUUCAACCAUUUGUCUCUUGCUCCUUUUAGGAGCAUCAUUGUCAUCCUCCUCUAGGACACUCAUGUGAUUGUUCAAAGAUCUCAACAGGUGUAUUAUGUUCAGGAGUUAUCUCAGAAGAAUAUCUAGAAUUGCUAUGAAUAUCUUUCAUUGAAAAUAUGUGUUCAAAGAAACUAGCAUCACGAGAUUCCAUAAUAGUAUCUACAUACACAUCAGGAACUUCAGAUUUAACUACUAAAAAUUUAUAAGCUAUGCUACAGGGGGCAUAACCUAGAAUGACACAAUCCACUAUCCUUGGUCCAAGCUUGCACUUCUUAUUAAUUGUUACAUUGACUUUCGCCAUGCACCUCCACGUGCACAAGUAUAAAAGUGAUGGUUUUCUCCCAACCCACUUCUCAUAAGGGGUUUUCUCUUCUUUGUCCAUAGAAAUUCUAUUGAGAACAUGACACGAAGUCAGGACUACCUCUCCCCACCAUGCCUUAGAUAUAUCGCAUGUGUCUAACAUGACAUUCACCAAGUCAGUCAACAUAUAAUUUUUUCUCUGAGCAAUCCCGCUUGAUUCGGGUGAAUAGGGAGGUGUCCUCUCAUGAAUAAUGACAUGUUCUGUACAAAAAUCAUCAAAGACUUUGGGAAAGUAUUCACCACCAUGAUCUGACCUAAGACAUUUGAUCUUUCUCUUUAGUUGGUUUUCAACUUCAGCCUGAUAGAUUUUAAAGUAGUCUAAAGCCUCAUCUUUAGUUUUUAGCAAGUAUACAUAGCAAAAUCUCGACGCAUCAUCAAUCAAUGUCAUGAAGUAUCUCUUGCCACCUUUUUUCAACACACCAUUCAUCUCACAUAUAUUAGAAUGUAUGUGUUUUAAAGGUGCCAGGUGUCUCUCCUCAUAUGUAAUGGUUAAGGCUUCCAAGUAGCACCUACAGGUCCUGGGUUCGAUCCCCUCGGGGGCGAAUUUCUGGCUUGGUUAAAAAAUCCUCUCGUUGUGCCCUGUCCACUUUCGGGUUACGUCCUGCGCGCCACCCUCAAGUUGGGUCGUUGCAGAGUGGGCGGUGAUGGCUCGCUAGUGACGGGGGCCAGGGUUUGGGGAUUUUCUCGGUCGGGACCAUGUUUCGGUCUCUUCUUAAUAUAAAUACUGGGAGGGCGGUCUUUCCCUCCCCAACAAAGUUUUUUCUCUUCCCUCAGCAGCCUUGUGAGGCUUUCGAGGUUGCUUCGACUGCACACAAUUAUGGCACCUAGAACCUUUAACUCCGGUGAUAUUCGGGAUUAAACUCAUGGUGGAAAGCCGAGACAGAACCAAAAUUAAUAUGAUAAAAACGAGAAUGCCAAAUACUUGCAAGAUCAUCAACAUUAGCGCAAAUAUGGUUCACAGACUUAUUAUUGAAAUCUAACAUAGAAAAGCGGAACAAGCCUCCACAAUCAUAUCAUUUACCAAUAAAUUGUCCAGACUUAGACCCAACUAUUUUAUUGGAUUCCAAAACUACCUUGAACCCAUCUCUACAUAGAAGGGUUCCGCUAACGAGAUUCUUCUGCAUUGAAGGGACAUGUUGCACGUUCUUCAGCUGCACAAUCUUUUCCGGAUGACCUGCCUCGUUGCUAGCGACCACCGUGUUGACAUUGCCCUUUUUACCACGGCGAUCUGCUCGAUCAGGACAGAGCUUAGCAAAAUGACCUGCCUCACCACACCCGAAACAUGUCACUUCACCCUUGUUCUUCUUUUCCUUGAAGUUGGUAGUUUUGUUGGGCAUGUUAGAUUUUGUCUUUCCUUUGCCCUUGUUGUGGUUCUUCUGAACCAUGUUGCCGCUGGAGUGGCCCUCGCCUCCUUUAGAACACGUGUCCUUAGUCCGAGCUUUCUCCUCAACAUCUAGAGAUACUAUAAGAUUUUCAAAUGAUAUCUCAUGUCUCUUAUGUUUCAGAGAUGUGGCGAAGUUCCUCCAUAUAGAAGGCAACUUUGCUAUAAUACACCCAACCACAAAUCGGUCAGGGAGGACAAUCUUAAUGUGGUCAAGCUCCUUGGCAAUACAUUGUAUUUCAUGAGCUUGCUCUACAAUAUAGCGAUUAUCAGCCAUCUUAUAAUCAUAAAAGCUCUCCAUGACAUAUAUGUCACUGCCAGUAUCCGAUGCACCAUACUUAGUAGUAAGUGUAUCCCACAAUUCCUUCACGUUUGUGUAUUGCAUAUUCGCAUCAAUCAGACGAUCAACAAGGAUACUAAGAAUUUCUCACGUAAAGAUAGUAUUGACAUCCUCAUACUUUUUCUCCUCUUCAGGAGUUAGCACACCCUCAAGUUUACUUUUACUAACAUGGAACACGUUCAUAGCAGUAAGCCAGAGAGUGGCCUUGACUUGCCACCUCUUGAAGCGCAUACCAGAUAAUUUUUCUGGUUUCAGCGCAUACCAGAGAAUUUUUUUGGCUUGAGCGCAUCGACAAAACCAGCCAUACUUAAACCAGGAAAUUGUCUACAAUAAGGUUUUCGAAUUGUUGAGAAAUUAGACAUUUUUCAGAUUACAUUCCAAAUAUAAAUAAUGACCAUCAAUAAAUAAACUAGUAAGUUGUUCCCUAACAGGCUAGUUAAUAGACUAAUAAGCAGUACACAAAAUGCAUCUAUAACAAUAGAUAAACUGAAGUAUGAGAUCAGAUUAGAUGAUGCGUACUAAUUAAACAUACUAAUUGAUGUUGUUGCUAGCAAGGUGGACGACGUGUAAGCAGCAAGGUCAAUGACGACGUCGACAACAGGAUCGACGAGAAGAUCGCGAGUAGUCGCGUGAGGACAUUUCACGAAAACCUUAUUCACCCUUUUACAGUUCUAACAAUAAGGGUGGUAAUGGAUCACGAUCCAAAUGAUUCUUCACAAAAUGGUAGAGUCCUAAAUAAGUUUUAGUUCAAAAAUGAAUAGAAAUAGAGUCUGUUUUUAAUCCGAUUCUUAAAUCUUAUAGUGUAAAAUUUAGAGCCUAUUGUCACCCCUACCUAUACAUGGGCUUUUGAGAUUUUUCUAGGAUUUAAUUGAAUUUCACAAUUGAGCCUAGCCCAUAAAUCCAACAUUGUACACUCAUUUUCAGAACCUCAGCAGGCUCGGGAGUUAUUUCCUUCAAUUCCCACGUCAACCUUCUCAUCAUCGUCAAACGUCAGUUUCAAUUCAAAGAAUGAGCCGCCCAUGCAAACCAGUCAGUUCUACUGGUCAGCAAGGGAUACAAGAGCUGACUCCUGCGCUGCUAGCACCAACACAGUCAUAAUCUAAAAGAAGCAAGAGCCAAGUUCCGGUGGUUGCAGGCUGUUCGGAAUUGAUGAUAUAUGCUGAGCUGAGGAAGAAGUAUUACCUGUGGUUAGUACUCCAGGUGUAGGUUAUGACCAGACAGCUGCCUCUGUAGAACUGAACUCGGACAAGCUAUCACAGCCAUCUGAUACGAACAAUUCUAAUGCCCCAGCAGCUAGCAGUGAGCGUUCACCUCUUGAAUCCCAAAGCCGGCAAGUGAGGAGGUGCACCAAAGUGAUCUUAUACCGCACUAUUUUUUUUUCUCAUCGUGUUCUGUUCUUGCCUGUGGUUCACUGGGCAACUGGUUAGUAUUGCGCACACAGGUAAGGCCUCGUUUGGUUUGAGGGACUAAAGAUUAGUCCCUUUAUUUUAGUCUCAUUUAGUCUAUAAAUU